AUGCUGCGUAGAAACAUUCGAUUGAGGAGAGAGUAUUUGUACCGGAAGAGCUUAGAAGGCAAAGAACGCUUGCUCUACGAAAAGAAGCGCAAAAUCAGAGAAGCGCUUCAAGAAGGAAAACCCAUUCCCACUGAACUCAGAAACGAGGAAGCUGCACUUCGACGCGAAAUCGACCUUGAAGAUGAAAACACUGCUGUUCCAAGAACGCACAUUGAUGAUGAGUAUGCCUAUGCUGCGGAAAAGGAUCCCAAGAUUUUGUUGACCACUUCCAGGGAUCCAAGUGCUCCACUUCAACAGUUUGUAAAGGAGUUGAGUUUUGUUUUUCCAAAUGCGCAGAGAAUGAAUCGUGGUGGUCAGGUUAUCUCAGAGAUUAUAGAAUCUUGCCGUGCACAUGACUAUACUGAUGUUGUUUUGGUUCAUGAACAUCGUGGUGUGCCAGAUGGUUUAAUUGUUUGCCAUCUGCCAUUUGGUCCAACUGCAUAUUUUGGAUUACACAAUGUGGUUACAAGGCAUGAAAUUAAAGACAAGAAAGCCAUUGGAACUAUGCCUGAGGCUUAUCCACAUUUGGUUCUUGAUAACUUCUCAACUAAGUUAGGUGAAAGGUCAGCAAACAUUCUCAAGCAUCUUUUUCCAGUGCCAAAACCAGACACAAAACGUAUUGUCACUUUUUCCAACCAGUCUGACUAUAUCUCAUUCAGGCAUCAUAUUUUUGAAAAGCAUGGGGGGCCUAAAUCUAUAGAACUGAAGGAAAUUGGUCCACGGUUUGAGUUACGGCUUUAUCAGAUAAAGUUGGGAACGGUGGAUCAAGCUGAAGCUCAGAUAGAAUGGGUCAUUAGACCUUACAUGAACACAACUAAAAAGCGGAAAUUUCUCAGUAAUUGA
Sphenostylis stenocarpa is the source of this 882-nucleotide messenger RNA. The record is from the annotation of a GenBank genome assembly. NCBI's taxonomy places the organism in Eukaryota, Viridiplantae, Streptophyta, Magnoliopsida, Fabales, Fabaceae.